Bradysia coprophila is the source of this 2157-nucleotide messenger RNA. RefSeq names its product neoverrucotoxin subunit beta-like. NCBI's taxonomy places the organism in Eukaryota, Metazoa, Arthropoda, Insecta, Diptera, Sciaridae. The record is from RefSeq and is a predicted model, not a curated record.
CACUUAAUAACCUGCUCAGCUCACGUUCAGCAGUAACGCGAAUCAAUAAAAAAAAUGAAAUUGUCUGUAAUUUUGUUCUGUUGUGUUAUAACCAUAUCAUCAUCAAAGGAACUGGCUCUGUACUCAAAAUUGGGCGAAUCCUUACAGAGACAGAUCAAUGUAGAUCCAAUUAUAUUGGCAGCAGUGGGCCGGGUAGCUACAUUGGGUGAACUAUACGACGCUCGAACUGACCAAUUCUUUCGCAUGUCGUUGAUCGAUGGCAAUUACUCAUCGCUUAUUCAGUCAACAGAUAACAAAUAUUCGAACCUCAAAUAUUUGAAAUUGAAUACUCUAAACGAAAAACUACAAAAUUUGAACGUUCAAGCUGGAUUCAAGCUUAGUGUGUUAUUUGGCCUAAUUGAAGUGAGUGGGUCAGGCAAAUUUUUUAGUGACAAACAGCAAAGUACCAGAAGUGCAAAAGUUUCUGUAGCUAAUUUUGUGACUACUCAAUUUGAAAAAAUUGAGAUUAGUGGUGAAGCUGGGAGAAAAUUUAUUAAUCAGGAUAUACUAAAGAAAAUUGACGCUACUCAUGUGGUAGUCGGUAUCGAAUGGGGAGGUAAUGUGAUCGUUUCUGUUGAGGACUAUAAUUCGGAGAAUAAAGACAAACAAACUGUGCAAGGUAGUCUUGGUGGCAAACUUGAAAUGCUAGUGGGAUCAAUUAGUGUAAAUGGUGAAGUAAGCAUUGAUGAGCAGGAGUUGAAGCAGUUUAGUCAGUUCAGUUUCGAGUUAUACGGAGAUGUUUUGCCGACUGAACUGCCAACAACUCUUGUUGAAGCAAUUGUUAUGAUGAAAUCAGUACCAAAAUUACUGACACAAGGUAAUGAUGGCAAGGGAAAAGCAUUGGCGUACCAUCUGCUACCCAUAUCGGUAUAUAGGCAGUUGCUCAGCCUCGAAGCUGAAAUGAACUCUUUGGUGGCGUCUAUUGAUGAAUCCACUAUUAAUUCCUGCGUAAAAUUGUUUGAGGAAAUUGACAUUAUUGGACUCAAAAUUAAAGAUUUAUCGAUCGAGGCGAAUAAUUUCCAAAACUACAUUAGUAAAGACAAAAUGGACAAAGUGAAUAUGUUUGAGAACAGCUACCAAAUUUAUCAGAUUGAAUUAAAGCGUCGAUUAUCGGAGCAUUUAAUUCUUGUUAAAUCAGGAAAUGAAACUGUAAACCAAAUUAUUAACAUUCUAAAUGAAGCAUACAUCCAUGACCUGUCCCCAUACAAUAUUGAUUUCGAUCAAUUUUUAUCCAUGCAAACAGAAUUCAAAUUCAUAAAGCUCCUAUUUGAUCUCGAAGUUAAGGUACUGGAUAAGAGCACCAGCAUUAAUGAAUUUAUGUCAAUGAAUUUGAACAAAAACGUUUAUGCAUUUUUCUAUACAGUGGAGUUUCCUAACUUAGCUGAUGAACCGAUGAUUGCGUUCAGAACCAUACUGGAAACUAGAGAAGAGUUUGAUUCGGAAGGAAUUUUCGUUGCUAUAAAAUUUGAUGUCCUCAGAGAUAUCGAACGUGAGACUUACUUUAAUUUUGCUGCACCAACUAGAUUACGCAUGUAUCGAAAUGGUAUUUGCCUCAUUGACGAUUAUUCAAUUUAUUCCCAUCCACCCAACGAGUCUGAAUCGCCCUUAUGGUCAUUGCCUUAUAUACAGGCCCAAAUUGUUCAGUUGCAAACUGAUACGAUACAGCUGAAAUCCGAUACGAUACAGUUGAAAACCGAUACGACACAGUUGAAAUCCAAUACGACACGAAUGGAAAAAAAUCCAGUUCCAAUUUAUUACACCUACGUGCAGUACCCCGACAUGCCUGAACCAAAUCAGUUAUGGCCCACAGUUACUUGGUUAGAAAUUACGUCACGAUAUGCAGGCUUAUUUUUUAGAGCAGUAGGUGGUAGUUCGAAAUGCUUUAACUGUGGAAUACAAAAUGAUAUGUCGCCGAGGAUAACUUCAGUUGCAAGAACUAAUGUAGACCAGACACAACAGGCAUCGCUCAGUCUUUCUUAUAACGAUAAUCCAUGGACUACCCCUUGGUUGGGUUCAGGUGGUACACAAAAUGGAUGGACGUCAAUUAGAUUCACUACUCAAUACAAAGAAGUCAUACCAAAAAAUAAAUCAAUUCGAAUUUGGGAAAGAUCUCCAUGA